UUGCCUAUGCCAUUGACUUCAACAUGCAGAUUUUUGUAAAAACACUUACUGGGAAGACCAUCACCCUAGAGGUCGAGGCGUCGGACACCAUCGAAAAUGUUAAAGCUAAAAUUCAAGAUAAAGAAGGCAUUCCACCGGACCAGCAAAGAUUGAUUUUUGCUGGUAAACAACUGGAGGAUGGUAGAACUCUAUCAGAUUAUAACAUUCAGAAAGAGUCUACUUUGCAUUUAGUCUUGCGUCUCCGUGGUGGAGCUAAGAAACGCAAGAAGAAGAAUUAUUCAACUCCUAAGAAAAUUAAACAUAAGAAGAAGAAGGUUAAGCUUGCUGUGCUCAAAUUUUACAAGGUGGAUGAAAAUGGAAAAAUUCACCGACUAAGGAGAGAAUGUCCUACGGAACAAUGCGGUGCGGGAGUUUUCAUGGCUGCAAUGGAAGAUCGUCAUUACUGUGGCAAAUGCGGUUACACGCUUGUAUUUAAUAAGCCGGAAGAUAAAUGAGUUAAAAAUAUGUAUCUUCACUUAAUUAAACAAGUUUUAUAAAUACAAAGA
Hylaeus volcanicus is the source of this 545-nucleotide messenger RNA. RefSeq names its product ubiquitin-40S ribosomal protein S27a (gene RpS27A). The transcript is spliced from 3 exons. Gene Ontology annotation, cellular component: ribosome; cytoplasm; nucleus. Gene Ontology annotation, molecular function: structural constituent of ribosome; protein tag activity; ubiquitin protein ligase binding. NCBI's taxonomy places the organism in Eukaryota, Metazoa, Arthropoda, Insecta, Hymenoptera, Colletidae. Gene Ontology annotation, biological process: translation; modification-dependent protein catabolic process; protein ubiquitination. Bases 24 to 494 code for a protein of 156 amino acids. The record is from RefSeq and is a predicted model, not a curated record.